UUUUAGCACUCCAGUCAAGAAAUUGAUCCACCUAUGCUACCAACAUCAAUUGAUUGUGCGUUACCUAAUCAAAAUGAAAUAACACCUUUGUCAUCGAAUCGAUGGAAUCUUAAAAAAAGAAAAAGAACGACUGUCACUGCCAUGGAGAAAAAAAAUAAUGCAGAAAGCUUUCAGACACUAAUGGAAAAUAAAAUAAAUUUAAUAAACAUUCAGAAGGACUGUUACAAAGUUGAGUUGUCUACCAAGGAAGAAGAUAAAACAAAUAGAAACGAGGAGUGGCAGCUUAAACAAAAAAUUUUGGCUUUAGACAUUCAGAUAAAGGAAGAACAGUACAAUGAACUAAAAGAAGAGCGCGCACGGAAAAGGACCCUAUUCAGUUUGCAAGAAGAAGAACAAAAAAUAAAAAUAGAAAUAUUAAAAUCCGAACUGAAUAUGAAACUUAAACAAAGUUUGGGGCUAUCUUAAUUCUCAUUAAUAAUAAAUUAUACACAAAUCACGUGUUACUUUUGUGAUAAGUAAAUUAUAAUAUAGUAAUGUUAAGGGUUACAUCAUG
Messenger RNA from Anoplophora glabripennis (Asian longhorned beetle), 553 nucleotides. RefSeq lists its product as uncharacterized. The transcript is spliced from 2 exons. The coding region runs from base 34 to 465 and encodes 143 amino acids. NCBI's taxonomy places the organism in Eukaryota, Metazoa, Arthropoda, Insecta, Coleoptera, Cerambycidae. The record is from RefSeq and is a predicted model, not a curated record.